Daphnia magna is the source of this 1661-nucleotide messenger RNA. RefSeq names its product katanin p60 ATPase-containing subunit A-like 1. The transcript has 5 exons. Gene Ontology annotation, biological process: microtubule severing. Gene Ontology annotation, molecular function: microtubule binding; ATP hydrolysis activity; ATP binding. The record is from RefSeq and is a predicted model, not a curated record. Gene Ontology annotation, cellular component: microtubule cytoskeleton. Lineage: Eukaryota; Metazoa; Arthropoda; Branchiopoda; Diplostraca; Daphniidae. Bases 83 to 1531 code for a protein of 482 amino acids.
GUGAACCAACUUUGGUGUGCUUCAUUUGGCCAGUCGGCUGCAGACUGUGCCCAAGUAAAGACGUGUUGGAGUUGGACGGUUCAUGGCUUUGUUUAAUUCUUUUUUUCAGGAUUUUUUCUGCGAUCCAUUUUUCAGGACAUCUACAACGUCAACAGACAAUGUUAGGCAAGUUGCUCACCUAAUGGACUCGAUGGUUCUGGGAUCUAAGGCGGCCUCCUUCUCGUUUCCUCACAUGGCUGCCUUGCAUUCAUCCGCCGAACCCAGGCUGUUUAAGAAACCUCAACCUCAGAUCCUACGACAAGGCAGCAGUGAAGACAAAAACAAUUCACGUUUAUCGGAAGACGAAGUUUGGCGUAAUUCUCUUCGUCGUACAAGUAAUCCGAAAUCCGUCUACAGCCUUCCAUCCAUUUACAGCAGCAGUCCCGAGCCUUCAAAAUCACCAAUUAGUUCAAAACCCUUCAAUCAAAUGGGUAUAAACAAUCAAGGAAAGAAUAAUAUCAGGAAGAAAGCUUUAAACAACCAGACGGUACAGAAAAAUGGCAAACGUGCUGGCAAAAUGACCAAAGUUGAUCAACGUCCCAAUGAAGAAUUGGUUAAUCAAAUCACAUUGGAACUCGGUUGUGAACGAUGUCUAGUUGAAAUGAUUGAAAGGGACGUCCUUCAACGUAAACCCAACGUGCAAUGGACAUCGAUUGCCGGAUUGAAAGAUGCCAAAUCUCUACUCCAGGAGGUAGUUGUACUACCGAAUAUUGUUCCGGAUUUUUUCAAAGGAAUCCGGCGCCCGUGGAAGGGCGUCUUACUCGUUGGCCCACCUGGAACAGGCAAAACUCUGCUCGCAAAAGCAGUUGCCACAGAAUGCAAAUCUACUUUUUUCAAUGUAACCUCAUCUACAUUGACUUCCAAGUACAGAGGAGAGUCCGAAAAGUUGGUCAGAAUCCUGUUUCACAUGGCAAGAAAACUAGCACCUAGUAUCAUCUUUAUCGACGAAGUAGAUGCUCUGGUUGCAAAAAGGAAUGCAGCUCACGAUCACGAAGCUUCGCGACGCUUUCAAUCUGAAUUACUCAUUCAGAUGGAUGGACUUAUCCAAGAAGAGGAGAAUAACGAACAUAAUAUUUUAGUAUUGGCUGCUUCAAAUCAUCCAUGGUAUGUGGAUGAAGCGUUUCGGAGGCGUUUCGAAAAACGUAUUUACAUUCCGCUUCCUGAUGGAGCAGCUCGCGAGGAAAUGUUGAAGCUUCAUUUGACCGGAAUGAAAUUAGAUUCUCGUCUCAAUUUGAGUAAAAUUGCCAAGAAAUUGGAUGGCUAUUCUGGAGCGGAUAUUUUAUCUGUUUGCCGGGAUGCAGCCAUGAUGAGUCUUCGACGUAAAAUUGCAGGAAAAUCGACUGAACAAAUUCGCCAGUUGACAAAAACUGAUUUGGAUGAACCAAUUACUAGUCAGGACUUUUUUGAUGCCGUUAAACGAUGUAAGACCAGUGUUUCUAAUACCGAUAUGGCGGCAUACGAUAACUGGAUGAAAGAAUUUGGAUCUUUUUAAAUCGAUUGAAUCGUUUUGUCUGGACAUGAUUAGAAAGACGAUGUAUUUAUGUAAAAUCUAGACCGAAUUUUCGCAGUUUGUUAAAGUAUGGCAAUGUCGCAUGAGAAAAAAUAAACAUUGGUUUAAAUUG